GCGCUAUUUGCAUAGAAAAAGUGGCCAUACAGUAAAUUUUAUUUUUAUCGAAAGCAUAACAUGUUUGUGUCUUCAGUAGAAGUGGGCGUGGUCGAUCCAGGACCAUGUGUUUUGGAAGGCCGAGCUGAACGAGAGUACGCGGGAUAUCGAUAGGCUCGGCCACGCGAAUUACGUGAAACAGCAUCGUCCAGCGCCCCUGGGCCUCCCAGGCUAGGCUGAUGCAGCUCAGUGCAGCGCAGGCGAUAUCUAGCUAGCUCAACAGCCACGGUACGGGAGAUGAAAAUGGCCGGGUCAAGAAUGAACAAGCGAUUCUGCCUCAUAGGAAUUACUUUAUUACUCGCCACAUGUUAUGGAUGGAUUCGGCUUUUGCUUCUUACCUUUUCAUACGAUACCCUUCCUCGCAAAGCAGCACAUCCUGUAAGAUUUUCUCUCAAAUUGCCUCAAGAAUCGGAAUGGUAUGAAGCACAAUGCUUUGGAAAGAUUGAUGAGAAAUUGAGUAUUUCAACUCUAGAAGAUACCAUAGGGAGAUGGCAAAUCGCUCUGCAUCCUGACUGUGUAAAGGCCUUCCAUAAAUUCACCACUAUGUACAGUAUCAGUAGGAGGUCAGGUCAUGUUGUGAUUCCUGAGACAUUCCAGACCAAGGUCUUGAAGUGGUUAGGCAAUGACGAGGAGCUUCUCAAGGAAGUCAAGCUUCAGUACAUUACAACUAUCUUCAAUCGAUACACCCAUGAGAGUUCUGUCUUCAACCCUCUGCGUGCCAAGAGACCUGGAGUUUCUGAUCCUGGGGAAGAUUUAGACCGUUACAUUGAAGAACUAAUUGGCAGCACUCAGAACUGUGAUUUCUGUGAUUUCAAAUUUAAGACGGCUGAAGACACAUUUGGUCGCAUUGAAUCUGAGCAUGCAGUAACCGCUUCCAAUACCUUCAAGUACGAUGCAUACCACGCUCUCAUUAUACUCAAGAACCAUCACCCUUUCAAGUUCUCUGAGGAACAGUUCCUUGACAUGUUUGAUGUUGCCAUGAAAUGGUUUUUGAAGGUUCACUCAACUGAUAAGCAGUAUGAAUACCCACAGCUCAUGUGGGAUACUCUACCUAAAGCCAGUGCCAGCCAGAUACAUCCCCAUGCUCAGGCCAGUGUUAGCUCAGAGAGACAUUAUGGUAAAGAUUCAUUUUCACCAAAAUCACAUAAAGGUGUAUGGUGUGACCUAUGUAAUUCAUUUUAUACCUGGGCCCCGUCUUACAAAGAGUUACGAUUGAUCUGA
This is a messenger RNA of Lytechinus pictus (painted urchin), 1260 nucleotides long. RefSeq lists its product as uncharacterized. The record is from RefSeq and is a predicted model, not a curated record. Bases 277 to 1260 code for a protein of 327 amino acids. NCBI's taxonomy places the organism in Eukaryota, Metazoa, Echinodermata, Echinoidea, Temnopleuroida, Toxopneustidae. The transcript is spliced from 6 exons.